Molecule: messenger RNA, 942 nt
Organism: Trypanosoma brucei brucei TREU927
Lineage: Eukaryota; Euglenozoa; Kinetoplastea; Trypanosomatida; Trypanosomatidae
Exons: 1
Coding region: 1-942 (313 amino acids)
Source: RefSeq, a predicted model, not a curated record
AUGCAAAUACUAUUUGGAGUGUUGUUGCUGAUAUCUUGCGUAACAAUAUGGGCGGAUGAUAAUCCAUGCUAUUAUAUAAAAGAGAGGGAAGAUGUUUACAGAGAGGAGGGCGUCGAUGAUGCGAGGAGUUUUGUUUUGAAGGGUGGGGAGAAACUUUUUGGAAAUGAUAAAAAGUGGAUGUUUUGCGAUGCGUCUAAUGAUUUUACAAGCGGAAAGGUUUGGAGUUGUAGCAAUGAUAAAACAUUUAAAGACUUAAUCGAGAAUCACGAACUUUUGCGAGAGAGUGUGGAGGGCGGAAAUCUAUGCGACAGUACUGUGGCAACUCAAAUAAGAGUGCAUAAAGAAAAAAUUGAAAAAUUGAAGGAUAAACUCCGGCAGUUAGGGGUCGAGAAUGAAAAUUACAAAAAAAGCACUGGAGCAAAGCAAAAAAACCCACCAUGUAUCGAGGAUCCAAAAACGUUAAGAGACAAAAGUCAAACAAAUGCAACUCUCGAAACAGCAAACAGAGAAAAGAGAGAUGAAAUAGAGAAGGUAAAGCAACAAUGCAAUCACAAUAUUACACAUCAUAUCACUAAUCACAAAAAAGUAAUCUUGAAAAAGAAAAAAGCUUCUCUCCACGACCUAAAGAAACAGCUGAAUUUGACGACACAAAUGUUUGAGGAAGCAAUAAAGAAAAACAAUUGCAGUGUUUGCUCUGCCGAAACAUGUUACAGCACUCCCAGUGUAAAGGCGGAACUUGACAACAAGUAUCUUGAAAACUCAUGGCUCAAUCUUACCGCAGCACACAGGGAGCAAUGCCUUCUUGAUGAUACAAUGUUGCUACCAAUGUUAUCUUACAUGAGGAGGAAACCCUUUGAUGGUGCUUAUGCUUAUAACCAAAAUGUAGAUAUGAUGGAAAAACUAUUUGCACUUCUAAUUUCAUUUUUAUGCUUUUUAAUUUGA